AUGAGCUCACGACAGAAGAUCCGGACGACCCUGACCGACCUGUUCGGCGUGAAGCACCCCGUCAUGCUCGCCGGCAUGGGCGUCGCUGCCGGGCCGAAACUGGCGGCGGCAGUCACGAACGCCGGCGGCAUCGGCGUCAUCGGCGGCCACGGGUACAGUCCCGAUGGACUGCGGGAACAGAUCGACGAACUCAAGUCGUACUUGAACGAUAAGGACGCGCCGUUCGGCGUCGACAUUCUGCUUCCCCAGGUGGGCGGCAACGCACGCAAGACGAACUAUGACUACACCAAAGGCAAACUGAUGGAGCUCAUCGAGGUGGUCGUCGAGUCCAAGGCUCGCGUCUUCGUCUCCGCCAUCGGCGUGCCACCCCGACAGGCGGUGGAUCGUCUCCACGCUGGCGGCGUCUUGUACAUGAACAUGAUCGGGCACCCCAAGCACGUGCAGAAAUGCCUGGAUCUGGACGUGGAUAUCCUGUGCGCCCAGGGCGGCGAAGCGGGCGGGCACACCGGCGACAUUCCCUUCUCGGUCCUGAUCCCCAGCGUGGCCAAGCUGCUCAAGGGCAAGAAAAGCACCUUCACCGGCGUGGACGUGCAGCUCGUCGCUGCGGGCGGUGUCUCCGGUGGUGAGAGUCUCGCUGCCGCUCUGAUGCUGGGAGCGUCUGGCGUAUGGGUUGGGACCAGGUUCAUUGUGGCCAACGAGGCGGGCGCGUCCAAAGCUCACCAAGAGGCCGUGCUGAGCGCUACCGUGGACGACACGAUUCGGAGCGUCAUAUUCUCGGGCCGUCCGCUCCGAAUACGUAAGACGCCGUACAUUCUCAACUGGGAGGAGAACCGGCAGCAGGAGAUCAAGACGUUGACGGGCAAGGGCAUCCUACCGGUCCAGAACGACGCCGAGGAACAUCCGGACGACGAAGAGGUCCUGGACAACAUGCAUCCGUAUCUCAUGGGCAUUGUGGCGGGCACGGUGAACCACCGGAGCAGCGCGCGAGAGAUUGUGGAUGAGAUCGUGGAUGGGGCCGUCGAGAGACUCCGCGCGGGCAGUGUGAUGCUGGUCAAUGAGCCGAAGCUGUGA
This is a messenger RNA of Fonsecaea erecta, 1071 nucleotides long. RefSeq lists its product as hypothetical. The transcript has 4 exons. The record is from RefSeq and is a predicted model, not a curated record. Bases 1 to 1071 code for a protein of 356 amino acids. NCBI's taxonomy places the organism in Eukaryota, Fungi, Ascomycota, Eurotiomycetes, Chaetothyriales, Herpotrichiellaceae. Gene Ontology annotation, molecular function: nitronate monooxygenase activity.